Messenger RNA from Panicum virgatum (switchgrass), 945 nucleotides. RefSeq lists its product as uncharacterized. Bases 1 to 945 code for a protein of 314 amino acids. Gene Ontology annotation, molecular function: cysteine-type peptidase activity. NCBI's taxonomy places the organism in Eukaryota, Viridiplantae, Streptophyta, Magnoliopsida, Poales, Poaceae. Gene Ontology annotation, biological process: proteolysis. The record is from RefSeq and is a predicted model, not a curated record. The transcript has 7 exons.
AUGGCUACACCGCCCGAUAGGAAGCCUUUGAUCUUUGAACCACCUGAGUUCCUCGAUGUGCCGCUCGUGCCCAAUGAGAAGGAAGUCUUCAAUGAUAUUGUCGAAAAGGAAUUUAAAGGGGCGAAGGACACGACUGCAACCCAAAUACUUGGUGAUGGGCACACGGAAGCUAUGCAUAAAGCAGCAGUAGAAAAGCGUGUCGACAACUUGAAGGACAGCAAAGGUUUCAAGGAUGCACCCGAUGCUCCAAGCUUCUCACUGGGAUUUACAGACGAUGAGGAUUCUCAAGAAAUGGACAAGGGUCAACUUGCAACAGAAGAUGAACUGUACAGCAUCAUAUGCAGACACACCAGGCACAAAGAGGGCACAAUAUUCUUUGAAUCCAAAGAGAUAACACUUACAGCACAUGAGGUAGCAGCGGGCAUGGUUAUGGGGAGAUCGCUAGGCACCAACGCCAUGCAUCUCGGGACUUACGUGCUGUCACAGGACCCUAGAAAGAAGAGGACAAAGAUAAUGUCCCCAUGGGUGUCGAUCCAAAUGAUGACAGGGCCCAUGAACAGCAACAUUGUCAAGAACGCUUUUGAGUUUCGCGAUUCAAACUAUGAAAUGAUACUCUUUCCCGUGCACCAAGAGAAUAUAGUGCAGCCGGGCGGCGAUGGCCACUGGUUCGCAUUUGCUGUAAAUAUUCCAGAUAAGAAGUUUCAAAUCAUAGACUCUCUAAGGAACAGCGACAAUGCUGAAUUGAGAUGGAAAGCCAAUCCGGUGCGUGCAAAAGUGAUUACCCUAUGGAACAAGUACACAUCUAAGGUUCAGGGGUGCAAGAUUCCCACCAUUUACAACUUUGAGAUGCAGUUCAUUGAGGGGUACAAGCAAUUCGGGAUUCAUGACUGCGGUCUGUUCACCCUCAAGGCUAUAGAGCACUGGGACACAACCUCCCAAAUAUGA